Morchella sextelata is the source of this 459-nucleotide messenger RNA. RefSeq lists its product as uncharacterized. Lineage: Eukaryota; Fungi; Ascomycota; Pezizomycetes; Pezizales; Morchellaceae. The transcript is spliced from 11 exons. The record is from RefSeq and is a predicted model, not a curated record. The coding region runs from base 1 to 459 and encodes 152 amino acids.
AUGUGUAUCGCACAUGGAGCUGGAGCCGAGAAUCCCAAAGCUUAUACUUUGGUUCAAGGGAUGUAUCGAUAUUCAACAAGAUGGAAGUGGCAACUACUGUACCGAAUAUAUUGGUACAAAUUCUUAUCCUAUCUGACACUUAUUUGGAAGGGGGAAAGGGCCGGGGAUAAACCGGAAAUUCCGGAAUUUACUCUAUCGAACGAAAAGAUAAGCUUUAAAGCUGAUGAGAAGAUUGAGAAGUCCUUUGCUUGUGGCUUGCCAUGUCCGGACUCCGGACUCCGGAGACUGAGGACGCCGAUGCUUAGUUCGGCUGUUGAACAAGUACAUGUAUAUACGUCCACUCUGUUGGCUACCAGCUGGGCGAACCUCCGGCUGGUCAACAUAAUAGAGAUCAUGAAUUAUCAUUCGGGUACUGCACUGAUGUUUCCGUGUGCCCGCUUGGCCGUUGCGACACGCUAG